CGAACUCAAGUUUGAUCCAGCCAAUCCCGAAUCAAAUUCGACUCCCUUCUAUCCUUUCGUCUGCUCUAAUACCACAAGGGCUCCAAGUUAAGAUGCGGGUCUUCCUUGUCCAGACCGCCCAUGGUCUAAAUGCUCCCUCCGGAGGAUAUAGAUCUAACCUUGGCUUCAUCCGUCAACUAGGCGGGUACGGGCACACUGUCGCCCAAACAUGCUAUGCCUGGGAUGACGAAGUCGAGGCAGGAGCGGCGAAGGCGAAGGGAAAGGGGGUCAAUCCGAAGGUUCAACGCCUACCCGAUGUCGACCUUGGUAAAGAUCCCAAUACCGGGGUCAAGCGACGGCUCCGUGUCACCAAGUUUGUUGACGAGAACCGCAUUCUCAACAUUGUCAUCUCGCGCGCGUUAUGGGACUUGUAUCCCUAUGCCGAGCAGGUCGCAGACCACAAGGCAUAUCUAGAGCGUAACUUUUUAAGUUCCCGGCUGGCAGCCCUCGUCAACUUGUGGUCCAGCCAGAUCGCAGACUUCAAGCCGACGCACGUUGUCUUCAACGACGGUCUUACAAUGAAGAUCACCCAACAUAUGCUGCAGCCUGGGAACCCGUACUCACAUUUGAAAUUCAAGAGAGUGUGCGUCAUCCACUCGGCGGAACAGCUCCCCUUCGGGCCGUUCUGCGGCAGCCUCUCCGGGCACUGUCUGUCCGCGCCGGCCGAGGACAAGAUGCUGAGAGGGCUCGACGGGAUAUGGACCGUGUCGCGCGGAAUUCAAGAUUACGCAAUGAAGCAUGGCAAUCUGAAGACGACCUUCUUUGUCCACGCCACGUGGACAUAUCUCGAAGGCGGCACCAUCCCGAUGCGCCGAACCAAUGUCGAUAAGACCGAGGUUGGUUUGGUCAACGCUUGUGCACUUAAGGGGCUCCCAAUCUUCAUCGAGUUGGCUAAGAGGCUGCCGCACAUCCGGUUUGUCACUUGGAAGAGCUGGGGUACCAAACAAUGGCAUCUCGACGCGCUUCGGCAACUGCCAAAUGUCAAGGUGGAGCCCGCCACGACAGACACCGAGCGGGAUAUCUGGGAUAGGAUCAAGGUCCUCCUGGUGCCCUCGGUCUGGAACGAGGCAUGGGGGGCUGUCAUCACCGAAGCCCAACUCCGCGGGAUCCCCGUGAUUGCGUCUGACGCGGGCGGCAUCCCAGAGGCGAAGAUCGACCUUCCUUACCUCGUCCCUGUGAAAAUGGUCACGGGCGAGGUCGAUGCGAAGACCGGCGACUAUAUUGUCCCUCCCCAAGACAUUGCACCCUGGGAGCACGCGCUCGCCAGGUUGAUGGCUAGGGACACGACCGAGUACGAAGAGCUCUCUGACUACACGGCGCGGAAGACGGUGCAGUGGAUUCGGGGCCUUGAUCAGCGGGCCCAGGAGCAGUGGCUUCUCAAGAUGUAG
Chaetomium fimeti is the source of this 1427-nucleotide messenger RNA. RefSeq lists its product as uncharacterized. The transcript has 3 exons. The record is from RefSeq and is a predicted model, not a curated record. NCBI's taxonomy places the organism in Eukaryota, Fungi, Ascomycota, Sordariomycetes, Sordariales, Chaetomiaceae. The coding region runs from base 93 to 1427 and encodes 444 amino acids.